Molecule: messenger RNA, 2894 nt
Organism: Coregonus clupeaformis (lake whitefish)
Lineage: Eukaryota; Metazoa; Chordata; Actinopteri; Salmoniformes; Salmonidae
Gene: fignl2
Product: fidgetin like 2
Exons: 3
Coding region: 308-2158 (616 amino acids)
Molecular function (GO): ATP hydrolysis activity; microtubule severing ATPase activity; ATP binding
Source: RefSeq, a predicted model, not a curated record
GCAGGAGGGAGGGAGGGAGAAGGAGAGUUGAGUUGUGUCCCAUAUGUGAAGAAAAAAGAAGCCCAGCAGUGAACACAAGGUCAACUCACUCUGCUCUCUGCUCCACAGGAUUAUCUAACUGCUGCGUUCAGAUCUGAUAGAAAGAGGACAUGCAGGCAUGAAUAGGGUUAGGGUGUUGUAGUGUAUUAGUACUGGCAGCCCCUAACAGUGAUGGACUACAGCCAGACAGAUGCUAACCUGGACCUGGCUGGUUCCUGGACUACUCUCACAGAACUACUCUCCACCUAACUGAGACCAGCUCCACAGAAUGCUGAGUCCCAUUACCCCUUAUAGCCUGUAUAAGAUGCACUGGAACCCGGAGCAUGCCCAGUCCCUCAGCCAGUGGCCUGAGCAGCACCUGGAUGUGUCCUCCACCACCUCCUCACCGGCCCACAAGUCUGAGCUUUACGCUGCUGGCCGCACCCACGGCCGAGGAGGCUCCGCCCACAGCUAUGCCUGGGCCAAUGACGACAUCUCGGCCCUCACCGCCUCCAACCUGCUGAAGAGCUAUGCAGAGAAGUAUUGUGAUGUUCUAGACUCGCCAUACGACCGUCCACCGGGGCCCGCUGUAGGGGCCUACCCAGAGCCAGGGACCUUCGGGGGCCUCAAUGGCCUCAAGACUGAGCUGGAACCCUGGCCCCUGAGCCACCGCGUGGAGGGGCUCUACCCCGGGUCCCUGGAUGGUCUGUCGGGCCCCAAGGCCGGGGCCACAUCAGCAGGGCCCCCAGGGGCCAGCAAUAUGUCGGGGGUCAACAGUAACCUCUCAGACUCUGGUUAUAGUGGUAGCAGCUCCUGCUCUGGCUCUCACUCCGGUGACUACAACCGCCCCAGCUACAACGAUACCUACCUCUCGUCUGGCUACUGCCCCCAGCCCCCCUCAGCACUUCCCCCCGCCUCCCUCCACCACCCCCCCCAGCCCACACCCACCCUGGUGCCCAGCUACUCCCUCUCCACCCCGGUCUACAACUACACCCCCACCAGCUACCCCCACCAGCCCAGCCUGGGCCCCACCUACAGCCACCCCUCUGCGGGGUACUUACCCCCGGGGCUGGCCACCCCCACUCCUCUCCCCUCCCGGCCUACCGUGGUUGGGGGUAGAUACGGCUACCAGGAGUCCGGAGGUGGGUUGAAGAGGAAGGCGUUUGAGAUGUCAUUGGACGAGGAGGAGGAUGGCUCUAGAUACAGGAAGUAUACAGGCUACGACCCAGUGAAGCCCAGAGGAGGGGACUCUCUCUCUCCCUACAGAGUGGGAGAUAAAGAAAACAGUGGCUUCACCACGGGCAGCACAGAUCCCCAGGCCUUCAAGCCCAGUAAACCCUCCUCCCAGCCCCUCGUGUCCCCUCCGUACAGGGUGGCUGUAGCAGGGGAGUACAGCCCACCAGCAGGGAUGACUGGGGAGAACGUAGGAGGAGGAGGGGAGUCAGAGAACCAGGGCUUCUCCCAGCAGCACCACUCCUCCCUGGCCCACAACCAUAAAAGCCCCUCCCUGCAUGGCCAGGGCCAGCCUUGGUCUGGACCAGGGGAGUCGGGCAGCCUGAAGAGCCCAGACCCCAGGCUUCUGGAUCUAGUCAACGGAGAGGUGCUGGACUGUAGCCCGGCCCUGCUAUGGGGGGACCUGGUUGGGCUGACCCACGUCAAGGCUGCCCUGGAGGAGGAGCUGCUGUGGCCCUGUCUUAGGCCCAGCCCCGCUGUCCGCCCCCCAGCCACCAUUCUGUUAUUCGGCCCCCAGGGAGGCGGGAAGACCACCCUGGCACGCUCCAUGGCCUCCCAGCUUGGGGCCUCCUUCUAUAGGCUCAGCGGGGCCAUGUUAGCCUCUAAAGGCAAGGCAGAGGCUGAGGGGAUCCUGGGGGCCACACUGCAGGUGGCGGGGGCGAGGCAGCUCUCCGUGGUGCUGCUCAGUGAGGUGGAAGCUAUGGAGGAGGAGGGGCUGAAGCAGGUGUUGCUAUCUGCCCUGGAGAAGACCCAGAUGGAGUUAGGGUCGGCGGGAGGAGCCCCUGGGCUGGUGAUCAUGGUGUGUGCCACCGGCAGGCCAGACCUGCUCCAGGAUGCUGUGCAUCGGAGCUUCGCCAAGAGCUACCACGUGGGCCUGCCUGACGCUUUUUACACAAAGCUGAGUUGAGCGCAACAUGCAUCUCGAGUUAGUUAGGAUUCCAUCCAAAGAUCCUGAUUAUUCGUGAUCCAGGACAUAAAUCAGUAAUGUGUUGUCAAGGUGAUGUCAUCCAAGGUGAUGGAUAAUCAGGGUCCUGUUCAUGAGGCACCAAACGAAAGAAAACAUACAGAAACAGGGAAGGAACCACCUGGAUUUGUUUAAUAAGAAACACUUAUUUUCGAUUUCCAUUGCAAAACAGACUGAAACGGGGCAGAACUACCUGGACUCGUCCAACAAAGAAUGCACAUUUUUGUUUUCCGUUGCAAAACUUUUAAAAAUGUUUGCCCUAAUGAACAGGACCCAGGGUUGAUUUGGGAGAUCCCCCCAUUGACUGACUGCUACUCUCAGGACCUUAUUUAUUACCAGUCCACUCCUGUGGUGUUUUAGAUUUAAUUACCUUAUUUUGCAUAAUUAUUGGUCAUUUGGUGUGUGAAAAGGGCAUAGGCUCUAUUUGAACAACUAUAUCUUUUUUUUAACCAAACAUCAUCAACAGUACCUCAUCAUGUCUUAUCAUUAUGGGUUAUUAACUUAAAACAUAGCUUCUCACCAAAAUCAUGACAUCAUGACAAUUACUGUAAGCUAACUUUUAUAAAAACGUUGAAAUGGAACAUAUUGGUCAUGAGACUGGGUUGUAGUUGAUUAUAAACUGGGUGGUUCGAGCCCUGAAUGCUGAUUGACUGAAAGCGUGAGACUGUAUACCACGGGU